Molecule: messenger RNA, 3228 nt
Organism: Fusarium sp. VM40
Lineage: Eukaryota; Fungi; Ascomycota; Sordariomycetes; Hypocreales; Nectriaceae
Source: the annotation of a GenBank genome assembly
AUGUCUGGCAAUCUACUUGAUCCAAAGGCGUUGAUAGACCCCCGCCAGCGGUCCAUCAGCGAUGCAGGCACCAUCUCUACCGUAGGCCACUCAAUGCAAACGGGCGAGACAACAGCUGUGCCUAGCAUCAACCAACAACAAUCUCUCGAGGCGGGCCGCGAGAAAGAACUCGAUCUUCAUGAUCCCAACAGUCCCUUCGGUCACAACCCCGAUCAACUCAACAAGCUCCUCGAUCCCAAAUCAUUACCCGUUCUCAAUGCUCUCGGUGGUCUGGAGGGCCUUGCCCGCAGUCUGCGCGUAGAUCUCAAAGCAGGUCUCAGUGUCGAUGAACUCCACCCACACGGCGAUGCCCACAAAUCCAGCGAAAGAGUCCGCGUCUUUGGACGCAACCAACUCCCUGCAAAAAAGCCAAAGUCCAUCUGGAGACUAGCUUGGAUCACCUUCCAGGAAGCCGUACUCAUCAUGUUGACGGUAGCGGGAGUCAUUUCCCUUGCCCUCGGCCUCUAUGAAACCUUUGGCGUCACCCACCAGCCUGGUGAUCCCACUCCCGUGGACUGGGUUGAAGGUGUCGCUAUUCUCGCUGCCGUUGCAAUUGUGGUGGUUGUCGCGUCUCACAACGAUUGGCAGAAAGAAAAGGCUUUUGUGAAGCUCAACACCAAGAAGGACGACAGAGAAGUCAAGGUGCUCCGGUCUGGCAAGUCUAUGCUCGUCAACGUUGCCGACCUGGUUGUCGGAGAUGUUCUGUACCUUGAGCCAGGUGACUUGAUUCCUGUGGAUGGUAUCUUCAUUGAUGGACACAAUGUGAAGUGUGACGAAUCAACAGUGACUGGCGAGUCUGAUGCGCUGAGGAAGACACCGGGCGGAAAGGCCUUUACACCAGACCCCCACAGCACCAAGGAGGCUGAUCCGUUCAUCAUUUCGGGCUCGCGUGUUCUUGAAGGCAUGGGAACAUUCCUCUGUACCUCGGUCGGCGUCAACAGCAGCUUCGGCAAGAUCAUGAUGUCAGUCCGAACCGACAUCGAAUCAACACCUCUCCAGAAGAAACUCGAAGGCUUAGCAGUAGCCAUCGCCAAGCUCGGUGGUGGCGCUUCCAUCCUCAUGUUCUUCAUCCUCCUCUUCCGCUUCUGCGCCAACCUCCCAGGCGAUGCGAGACCAGCGGAGGAGAAGGCCUCGACAUUUGUUGACCUUCUGGUCGUAGCCAUUGCCAUCAUCGCUGUGGCUGUGCCGGAGGGUCUGCCUCUUGCUGUUACCCUUGCGCUGGCGUUCGCUACGACAAGGCUACUGAAGGAGAAUAACCUCGUUAGAGUGCUUAGGGCUUGCGAGACUAUGGGCAAUGCGACCUGUAUCUGUUCGGACAAGACAGGAACUUUGACUACGAAUAAAAUGACCGUUACCGCCGGCCGCUUCGGUUCCUCGACAUUCACCUCCGACAUCCCCGCCUGGGCAACAAGCCUAUCUCAAGACGGCAAAAAGCUCAUCACCCAGUCGGUCGCGAUCAACUCAACGGCCUUCGAAGGAACACAAGAGGGAGAAGCAACAUUUAUCGGCUCCAAGACAGAGACCGCGCUGCUGCAGCUGGCCAAAGAUCACCUCGGCAUGCAAUCCCUCUCCGAGACCAGAGCCAACGAGCAGAUCGCCCUCAUCGAGCCUUUCAACUCGGUCAAGAAGUACAUGCUGGCUGUGAUCAAGGUUCCAACCGGCUAUAGGCUGCUCAUCAAGGGCGCUUCUGAGAUUGUGCUUGGGUAUUGCUCUGCGCAGGUCAACCCCUCUACUGGCGAGGUUGAUAUCGUGGACCGCAGCGCCGCGGAGGAAGCCAUCACUGCAUUUGCGCGCAAGUCCCUGCGUACAAUUGGCAUGGCCUACAAGGACUUUGAUGAGAUUCCAGAUCUUGAGAACCUCAGCGACCUGACCCUCCUCGGCAUCGUCGGUAUCCAAGACCCCGUCCGCCCCGGUGUUCCCCUCGCCGUUCAGAACGCCCGACGUGCUGGAGUCGUCACUCGCAUGGUCACAGGAGACAACCUCAUUACCGCCCGCGCCAUCGCCACCGAGUGCGGCAUCUACACCGAUGGCAUCGUCAUGGAAGGUCCCGAGUUCCGACUACUCUCCGAGGAGGAACUCGACAGAAUCAUUCCUCGGCUGCAAGUUCUCGCGCGUUCUUCACCCGAUGACAAGCGCAUCUUGGUCACACGUCUCAAGGCCCUGGGCGAAACAGUCGCUGUGACAGGCGAUGGCACUAACGAUGCUCCUGCGCUCAAGGCUGCUGAUAUUGGCUUCUCCAUGGGUAUUUCGGGCACUGAGGUGGCUAAGGAGGCUUCUGAGAUUAUCCUCAUGGAUGACAACUUUGCUUCCAUCAUUACUGCGUUGAAGUGGGGACGGGCUGUUAACGAUGCUGUGCAAAAGUUCUUACAGUUCCAAAUCACCGUCAACAUCACCGCUGUCAUCCUCUCUUUCGUCACGUCCAUGUACAACGAUGACAUGGAGCCUGUUCUCAAGGCUGUGCAGCUGCUAUGGAUCAACCUGAUUAUGGACACUAUGGCUGCCCUUGCUCUGGCUACAGAUCCUCCCACCGAUGCUAUCCUCGACAGACCUCCCCAGCCUAAAUCAGCGCCACUCAUCACCAUGAACAUGUGGAAGAUGAUCAUCGGUCAAUCUAUUUUCCAGCUCGUCGUCAUCCUCGUCCUCUACUUCGCCGGCGGCUCCAUCCUCAACUACGACCUCAGCAUCGAGAGCGAAGAGCUGCAACUCGACACCAUCAUCUUCAACGUCUUCGUGUGGAUGCAGAUCUUCAACGAGCUCAACUGUCGUCGCCUCGACAACAAGUUCAACGUCUUUGUCGGAAUCCACCGAAACUGGUUCUUCAUCUUCAUCAACAUGAUCAUGAUCGGCCUGCAGAUCGCUAUCAUCUUCGUCGGCAACCGCGUCUUCGACAUUGACCCCAACGGCCUCAAUGGUGUACAGUGGGCUAUCUCUAUCGUCAUUGCAGCUUUCAGUCUGCCGUGGGGUGUGCUUGUGCGCAUCUUCCCGGAUGAGUGGUUUGCCAAGGCUGUUUACUUUGUGGCACCGCCCUUCGUGGCUGCAUAUAACUUCAUGGGUAAGGGAUGGGGUAAGUUCAUCAGGCUUUUCAAGAAGUCCAAGAAGACAGAUGACGGGGCCUCUGAUUCCACGGGGGAUACAGUGGAGGGUAAAGAGAAGUCAUCUCCAAGUGGUCCGAUGAUCGUUGAGCCAUGA